UCUUUCCAACAUGGCGGACGCCGACGAAAACGCUGGCGAUGGAAAGGUAGUAGAGGUAGACCAAGAUUACAGCGCUAUCGAUGGUGACAAUGAAGACGAGGGUGCACCGGAGGCUACUGAACAGGGAGGAGCAAAGAAAAAAAGCAAAAAGAAAAAGAAAAAGAAGGCUCUCAGUACAGAAGAUGAUAAAGAUGCCAGGGCACCAAAUCAGUCUGCCCAAUCAGUUGCAAAACUACAGGAGAUCCAGCGUGCUAUCGAACUCUUAGGAAUUCAACAAAAGGCAGCACCGAAAACAGAAGAGGAGGCUAAAAGAAAAAAUUAUGAAUUUUGGGACACCCAACCUGUGCCAAAAAUAGAUGAGAAAAUUGACAAGGCUAUAAAUGAGGCUGUGGAACCCAAUAGGGAUGAUGUAAGACAGGAACCUUACAGUCUACCACAGGGAUUUAUGUGGGAUAUUGUAGAUAUCAAGAAUCCUGUCAAUCUGAAUGAAUUGUACACAUUGCUGAAUGAAAACUAUGUAGAAGAUGAUGAUAAUAUGUUUAGAUUUGAUUACUCGCCUGAAUUUCUCACAUGGGCACUGUUACCACCUGGUUCUUUACCAUUCUGGCAUUGUGGUGUACGUGUUGUGUCAAACAAGAAGCUAGUUGGAUUUAUUAGUGCUAUACCUGCUAAGAUCAAAGUAUAUGACCAUGUGCAGACAAUGGUCGAAAUUAAUUUUCUCUGUGUUCAUAAGAAACUUCGAUCCAAACGAGUAGCUCCAGUGCUAAUUAGAGAAAUUACCAGAAGAGUCAAUAUGCAGAAUAUAUUUCAGGCUGUUUACACUGCAGGUGUGGUAUUACCCAAACCAGUAGCUACGUGCAAGUAUUGGCAUCGUUCUCUAAAUCCACGUAAGUUAAUAGAAGUGAAGUUCUCCCACCUAAGCAAGAACAUGACCAUGCAGCGGACAAUCAAACUUUAUAAACUUCCUGAGAAAACCAAAUUACCUAUACGACAACUACAGAAGAAGGAUGUUGCCCAAUGUUGUAAACUUUUAAAUGAUUAUCAGAAUAAUUUUUCAUUAUCGCCGUUGUUUAGUGAGGAUGAAUUUGAACAUUGGUUUUGUCCUAGAGAUGAUAUAGUAGAUGCAUAUGUUGUAGAAAGUGAAGGCGUCAUCACAGAUUUCUUUAGCUUUUACACAUUACCUUCGACCAUAAUGCAUCAUACUCAGCAUAAGAAAUUGAAAGCAGGUUAUUCAUUUUACAAUGUUAGUACGAAGACGCCGUUAAUAGACCUUAUGCAAGAUGCGCUGAUUCUUGCUAAACAGAAAGAUUUUGAUGUAUUCAAUGCGCUAGAUCUAAUGGAUAACAAGUCAUUCCUAGAGCAGUUAAAAUUUGGUGUCGGCGAUGGUAAUCUGCAGUAUUAUCUAUAUAACUGGAGAUGUCCACCAAUGGAAUCCUCUAAGGUCGGUUUAGUGCUCCAGUGAAAUAGGAAGGGAAGAUGUGAAAGCAUACUUGUCUGAACUCUUUUUCAGAAUUCUCUAUUUUUAUUAUUUUCUUUUUAUACUGUCAAGUAUCAUGUAAUCUAUCAAUGAAUUGUUGUCAAUACAAACACAAGUUCUGUAUUUUCUCGCCAGUAAGUGGUACUGUAAUAGCAUUUAUUUCAACUGGUAUUUAAUUUCACUGUUUUGAUAUUUGUUCAUAUUCACUUGGAUAUGAUUUCACAGAUUUCCUAGUGAAACAAUAAGUGCUAUUGUAAUUUUACAUGUUUAUAAAGACUUAUUUUAACGAAUUUAACUUUAUCAUCAAAAGUAGUGAUAUUAAAUCGCAGUGAAUAAUUAAUGCAUUUACAGCACGUCUCAAAAACUGUUAACUUGUGAUACUCAGAACAAAUUGUGUAUUGAUUUUAGAUUGGUAGCACAUGCAAUGUUCACACCUAACUUAAACAACAUCAUCUCUCUGCCAAGGGAAGUAAAAAAUAUUGUUAACACGUCGGCCAUUGUUGGAACUAUUACUACCGUUAAUUGAAUCAUUCAUGAUCUAAGAAAUCAGCUGGCAUGGCAAGGGAAGUAAAGCAUAGCCAGUAACCAAUGAAAUUAAUUGUGUGUUCUGUCAAAAUUGAGUCGGAAUACUGAUGCCCAUAAUGUAAUUUUAAAAUAAAUACAGGAACAAAGUAUAAUGGAUUAGGAGGGAUAGGACAGGGGAUGUUAUUACGUUGAAAUAUGCACUCCGUUCAGUUCUUGGACUUAUAGAUGUUCACCGUUAGGCAUUUCUACAGUUGGAACAGAGGAUAAUGGCGUUAACCUUAAAAGCAUUGCUUUAUUUGUAAUUCUGUCAUUGUCAGUUUGUUGUAUGUAUUAAUAUGCCCUGGAAAAAUCCUAUUUAUAGAAUGAAAUGAAACAAAUCAUGCACUUCUCAUCACUAGUUUUCUCGGUGUUGUAUAUUCAGUGUCACCUUUGUAUUGCAAAAGCUCUACAUAACCAUACCACAUAAAACAACUCUACUGUGUGUGCUGGACAAAAAAAGUUAAAUGUGAAUAUGUUUAAGUUUUUUUGUUAGGAGGUGGGGGGGGGCUGGGUUUCUGGACCUAAAGUGAUUGUGAUUCACCAUCUCAUCACUGGUUUUAUCUUGAGCUAGCAAUGUGCCAAACGGGAUACACUAAUGAUGAGAGUGGUUCACAUCAUGUUGAUUUGUAUAGUGAUGUUGUUGUACUGAAUGUAACAUGCUCGUGCAGAUGCAAAUACAAGAAAUAAACUUUGCUAGU
This is a messenger RNA of Saccoglossus kowalevskii, 2739 nucleotides long. Its product is annotated as glycylpeptide N-tetradecanoyltransferase 2-like. Gene Ontology annotation, biological process: N-terminal peptidyl-glycine N-myristoylation. The record is from RefSeq and is a predicted model, not a curated record. Gene Ontology annotation, cellular component: cytoplasm. Lineage: Eukaryota; Metazoa; Hemichordata; Enteropneusta; Harrimaniidae. Gene Ontology annotation, molecular function: glycylpeptide N-tetradecanoyltransferase activity.